GCAUGAAUUCUCUCUGUCCCAAAUCAAAACAAGUGGGACACAGCUUGCAUAGCUCUACCUAUAAUCACAUUACACAAUCACAUUACUGCUGCUCAGAAAAGAGGGAGGGGAACAAACAAGAGAUAGACAGCGAUUCAGAAAGGGAAAAAGAAAAGCAGGAGAGAGCUGUAAAACAGUGGACAGAAGGUUAAAAGGAAAUUCUGUUUUUGAAUGAUAAAAGUCCCACAGCAGGUGUAAGUUAACCAGCAGAAGAAUACCAUCACCUUCUGAAAGUGGUCACGGGGAACCUGGAGCCUAUCCCUGGAAGCAUCGGGCACAAGGCCUCUGAGCCGUCAUGCCCAUUCCCAUGGCAACGAGGACAGUAAUGAUGCUGGCUGUCAUCUUGAUGUUUUUGGCUUUGUCGCGUGCAAUGAGCAAUGAGUUGGACGAUUAUGGCACCUGGAACUAUAGAGAAGGAGCGGAGCACGUGAACGUGGCUAAUGUUCGGAGUGUGACGAGAGUUCUGGACACUUGGGGCAAACGCAUCUUUAACGAGAUCAAGACGCUGCUGCACUCCCAGCCCAAUACUCUCCUGCCUGACUACUCAAGAGUACGUCCGCUCUCAGAGUCCCUCAACGAUCUCUUCAGAGAAGUCUCCCACUUACAGAGGCGCAUCACAGACCUCAACAAUCGCCUAGCAACCUUGGAGCCCUUUCUCCGUCGUCAUGGCUACUACGAUGAAGACAAGGAGGCCACCAAAGGAGCCCCCCAGAGCCUAAAAGGUGUAGGCACGAGUCUGGCACAGUACCCACGCCGGUACAGGGUACGAGUGGCCCAGCCUGUGAACAGGGUGGUUCGAACCAGGAGAGUGAGGGUGUACAAGGAUGAAAACGGGAAGGUCAAAGUGAGGAAGAUAGAAAGAUAGAUAGAACGGAGAGACGAAGAUAUAUUAUAGACAAAUAUAUACAAAGAUAUUAAUAAUGAGCAAACAUUAUUAAGAAUGUAUUGAAUAUAAUCAGAAAUUUGUCCGUGUUGAAAUGUCAUUCUCAUAUCAACCUCAUAUAGUGAGUCACAUGCAUCAUAUAAAUUAUACCAGAGUAUGUUCUCUCUGCUGGCUGCACUAGCGUAAGCUCAGAUCUCAAAGGUCCAAUCAGAGUUCUCUGGUAGAGGAAACUUUAAGAGGCUUUCACUGGACUGUAACUAACACCUACAGCACUGAAAACUUCGCCUAGCCUGUUAACAGUCCCCUGGUGAUCUAACUUUUUGAUCAAGUUAAGAUUAAUUUUACAAACCUCAAAGAAAAUGUUCUGUUUGUAUAUUGGUAAGUUUGUUUGGACUUUUGGGAUCAGGAUUCAGGCUAACACAGAUGUGACACAGCUUCAGCUGAAUAAACUGCUUCUCAAUAAAUGUGUGCUGAAA
Messenger RNA from Ictalurus punctatus (channel catfish), 1398 nucleotides. RefSeq lists its product as uncharacterized. The transcript has 5 exons. The record is from RefSeq and is a predicted model, not a curated record. NCBI's taxonomy places the organism in Eukaryota, Metazoa, Chordata, Actinopteri, Siluriformes, Ictaluridae. The coding region runs from base 335 to 904 and encodes 189 amino acids.